This is a messenger RNA of Suillus paluster, 727 nucleotides long. RefSeq lists its product as uncharacterized. The transcript is spliced from 3 exons. The coding region runs from base 95 to 616 and encodes 173 amino acids. Lineage: Eukaryota; Fungi; Basidiomycota; Agaricomycetes; Boletales; Suillaceae. The record is from RefSeq and is a predicted model, not a curated record.
AUACAGUCACUACUGGCAAGUUGCAACUGUUGGUCUGCAGCUCGUGAACAGGUCUGCCUAAGGUUCCACCAAGCAUUGCUUUCAAACUUACUCGAUGAAUUCUCCUCAGAAGAAACUCUUGGGGUGGCUGAAGCGAAGCUACUCAAACCCUCAUUUGCCAGUGGAGAGCGGAGCCAGUGAAAGUGAUGGACAUUGGGCUUACAUCUUCUGGCUGUCACCUGUGUGUAGUGAUAUCGGUAUAUUACAGCUGUCCUCUCUCGCGCCUUCACCUCUCAGAGGACCUCCAGGGCCGGUUCGUAAGUUGUGGGGCAAGGUGACCAACCGUUCCACUCGAAGCGCUCGACAGUCUCCGAACCCUGAACUUGCGGUUGCAAGUUCCAGCGCACAGGAUCUCCCACCCGCUCAGACAACUCAGGUAUGUGCAACCAUUGGCACGUUUCAUGUGCGAUGGUUGCUACCAACUGCCGCAGUAUCUUUCACCACUCAUCGUUCCCACUCCUACUCCCGAACCAAAUCCUCACCAGGCUUCCAAUUCAGGCAUUGUCAAGGUGAAUUCGAUCAUUGUAGGCCGAGCAACCUGAAAUCGCCGAUGCCACCAAAGGCGUCGCAGGUAUGAAAAUUGUUCCCGUAAUAGUCGAAAACACUGCUUCAGCAACCAACAACUAUCCCUGACUUGGAUAAACGAGUAGAAGAUUCCAUUCCGACCGAGCUAUCAUACGCGUGUCGA